AUGGCGAAUGUUCCGUUUUUGGGUUUGAAAACUCAUUCACAAAAGGUUUGCAGUCUUUUUAAAAGGACUUUGCGGAAUUUAGAGGCAUUUUACGACAGACGAAAUGUGUACCGAUAUCAAGCAGUGCUUAUGCGAGAACGCUUCGACAAGAACGCCCAGGUGAAAGACAUGCGAGUAGCAACACAAUUGCUCAAACAAGGUGAAGAAGAGCUGUUCUUACAACAACAUUCUAUCCCAAGGAAAUUUCCUCUGAGUCCUGGUGGAGUUGCCUAUGAGCGUGUCGUGCAAUCCCCUGACUGGGUAUUGGACUACUGGCAUCCACUAGAGAAGGCACAGUAUCCAGAGUAUUUCAAGAGACGUGAAGAGCGCAAGAAAGAGUUCAUUGCUAUGUGGGAGAAGGAAUAUGGAAAGGAAGAAAAAAAAGAUCAGCACCACUAA
Molecule: messenger RNA, 438 nt
Organism: Chilo suppressalis (striped riceborer)
Lineage: Eukaryota; Metazoa; Arthropoda; Insecta; Lepidoptera; Crambidae
Source: the annotation of a GenBank genome assembly